GGCAGAUGUGAUGAGUCGGCGACGUGGUUGAAUCGUGUUGUCGUUGUUCCCGGGCAAACCGACUUGCAAAGGAAAGUUUCGACGAAGUUUCCGCGAGAACUGUCAGAUGCGCAUUGACAUCACUGACAUGAUACGUCGUCGUGGCAGUCCACCGUCCAGCACAGGUAGUCUAAGUAUUGACUAUGAUAUGGAAUGUCUGCAUUGCAUCAGAGUUGCGACUCACCGAGCUGCAGAGUCGGAGCGUUUGCGAGCGCGGAUACCCGACAGCCGACCAGCGCGACGCACGCCUCAGCGCCGAGGCCGAGGCCCGGCGGAUAAGCGAGAAGAUUGACGAGCAGCUCAGAGUGGACAAGGCCGCACAGAGAAAAAGGCGAUCGCAGACCGUAAAGGUCCUUCUGCUCGGCCAGAGCGAGAGCGGCAAGUCGACGACCCUCAAGAACUUUCAACUAACGUACUCGCCAACGCGUGGGCAGAAGAGCGCAACUCAUGGCGGACCGGUCAUCCAACUCAAUCUCGUCCGGAACAUAAACUCUAUCCUCGACAUGCUCGCCGAGGAGAUGUCCAGGACCUCCUCACAUCCCAGCACCGCCACCGGGGACGCCGAUCUGCGCCUAACUCCGCUGCGCGGGCUGCAGCGCGACCUCGAAGACACGCUCGGCGUCUCCGGCACGGAGGACAUUGAGCACCCGCUGCAGCGCUCGACUGUGCGCAGCCCGACGGGGCGUACAUCCCAGGAGGCGUAUAUCCGCUCGCACACGCUGUGGAAGAGCAAGCUCCGCUCGGCGAGCGAGGGCAACUUCGACGGCAUAUUCAAGCGUAACCGCGAAGCGAAAACCCGCGAGGCAAUGGACAUCUCGCGGGUGUGGGAGGACGAGAUGGUCCAGGAGAUGCUGAGGCGGCGCAAGUUCGUGAUCGAGAGCGUGCCGGGCUUCUUCUUGAACGACGUGGAGCGGAUCGCAGCGCGAGAAUACGAGCCCUCGGACAACGAUAUUGUCCGCGCACGGUUACGCACGAUGGGCGUUCAGGAGUACGGCAUAAAGUUCGAGAUCGGACCUGCGGCGGGCACGGAGUGGCUCAUGUACGACGUCGGCGGGUCGCGAACUCAGCGCGCGAAGUGGUUCCCGUACUUCGACGACUGCGACGCGAUCAUCUUCCUCGCGCCCAUCUCGUGCUUCGACGAGCGGCUCGCGGAGGACCGCAAGGUGAACCGGCUCGAGGACAGCUACAUGCUCUGGCGCCUCGUCUGCGCGUCCAAGCUCCUCCAGAACACGCAGAUGAUCCUGUUCCUGAACAAGUACGACCUGCUCGACCAGAAGCUCAAGCGCGGCGUGAAGGUGAAGGACCACGUUAGGAGCUUCGGCGACAGGCCGAACGACGCGGAGACGGUCAGCAAGUACUUCUCGCAGCAUUUUAGGGAGAUCUCGAAGCGGCAUUCGCCCAGCCACGGCAGUUCCGAUACUAAAGCAACAGCAGUUACUCUCGGUAUUGUCGAAGAGGGCAUCCUCCAAGCUCACCUCCGCUCCGUCGAGCUCAUCUAACUUACAUCCCCCCACGCAUCCUUCAUAGACCUCCUCAACACUCGCCCUUACCUCACACCCGCGUAAUUGCACCUCGCCUGGGCCGUCAAUAAUGUACUGUACACUUCUAUUCGCUCCAUAUCCGAGUGGUCCACGGGUGGGUCGUCCUGGUUUAUGCGCUGUGCUUGAAUCCGACGGCCGGGUUGCUUGUCGUCGUCACCGCCACUUUUUAUGAAUGUCUAAUGCUGAUUAUGGUUUACGGAUACUGCUGUUGUUGUUGUUGUGUUGUCUCUGUGCCUCUGCCUCUGCCUCUGCUUGCGAAUCAUCUGUGUAUUGCUACGACUCAUAUCAUGCCUCUAUGUAUGCAAUGUAUGCAAUGUUCUCCUUAUGCUCGGGGUUGCAUUUGGCUUGGCGCGCGAGAGUAGGUGUAAAUAUUUCUUUUAACUGGUUGCGUAUGUCUGGAAUUGAGACC
This is a messenger RNA of Fomitopsis serialis, 1989 nucleotides long. Its product is annotated as guanine nucleotide binding protein, alpha subunit. The coding region runs from base 183 to 1538 and encodes 451 amino acids. Gene Ontology annotation, molecular function: guanyl nucleotide binding; G-protein beta/gamma-subunit complex binding; GTPase activity. The transcript has 13 exons. NCBI's taxonomy places the organism in Eukaryota, Fungi, Basidiomycota, Agaricomycetes, Polyporales, Fomitopsidaceae. Gene Ontology annotation, biological process: adenylate cyclase-modulating G protein-coupled receptor signaling pathway. The record is from RefSeq and is a predicted model, not a curated record. Gene Ontology annotation, cellular component: heterotrimeric G-protein complex.